AGCACUUUUAGUACUACAGUAUAUAGCACCAUUUUUUUUUUUAGAGUGUAUAACAAGGAUUACAAUAAAUAUAACAAAUGAAUUGCUCAUUGUUCAUUCAUUUUAGUUAACAAAUUAACUAACGUUAACUACUUGGACCUUAUUGUAAAGUGUUACCACAUAUUUGCUGACGUUGAGGUGAGGUGACGUUUAACAAAUUAUAUUUGUUAUUGGGUGUUUUGACAACUGGAUUAAAAAUAGCAGACUGGGUGUUGUCAAUUUGAAUUCCUGAGUGAAAUCCGCACAGACUAUAAAACAUGGCAAACAUCUCCUUUCAUUUUAGACCUUUCUUGGACUUCAUUGUAUAUUGAUUUCUUAUUCUCAUUGUAGCCUAUUGACUCUUCAUUGAAUUUCUUUGUUGACAUAUACUGUGGUAGGCUACUUUUUGUCUUUGUUUUUCUUUUUAACAUAACUUAUCAUUUAUAAUUCUCUCUCUCUUUGUUAUCAAUUGCAUUGAUAACAGUGAAUUUUAAACAAUGGUACAAAACUACUCAUCAAAUGACUCUAGCAAAGGCUUCUCAAUUCCACGAGGCAGAGAAAAAAUCAUUAUAGCGUGUACACUGUCUGCAUGCUUCCUGUAUGUGAAUAGUGUAUUAAUAUUUACGUUUUUUAAAAAGGACUAUUUUCGCACCAAAAUGCGUUACAUAUUUUAUUAUUCACACCUUGCUUUGUGAUUGGCUGUUUCUGUUUAUAACCAAUAUUUGCUUGAUCCUAAUCUUUCUCAAUGCAACAAUGCCGAUAGGAAUAUGUCUUGUCAUUUGCCACAUUAUGGAAGUGCUGAGCUAUGCUACUCCACUCACUCUCACAGCUAUGAGUCUAGAGCGCUACGCGGCCAUCUGUAUGCCCCUGCGACACUCUCAAAUCUGUAGUCUGUCCAGAACGAUCCAUAGCAUUCUCAUCAUCCAUGUUAUCUGCUCCAUAGAGCCCACUAUGAUCUUUUUCAUCUUCGUUGCCUCAGUUCCACUUCACAUCUAUAUGAAAAAAGCACUUUGCCAAGUGGAAGUGCUUAUUGUUCACAUGUGGCAGAGUCAGCUGAGGUCAGUUUUCACACAGAUAUUCUUCAUGAUGAUUUUUUGCACCAUUUUGUUUUCUUAUGUCAAAAUCAUGCGUGUUGCAAAAAUGGCAAGCUCUGGUAAUGGUAAAUCAGCUGUAAGAGGCUUAAAAACUGUGGUAUUACAUGGAUUCCAGUUGUUGCCUUCAAUCAUUCAGCUGUGGUGUCCGUUUGUAGAGCAGGCCCUCUUAAAUGUUGAUAUUUACAUAUAUAUGGAGGUCAGAUAUUUUAAUUAUGUUGUGUUUAUGCUGGUCCCACGGUGCUUCUGUCCACUUGUGUAUGGAUUGCGAGAUGAAAAGUUUUUCAUUGCUUUGAAAAUAUUAUGCAUUCUGUGCAGUAAAUAAAAAGAUUUCACCUAAGAUUUCAUGAUGCAAACUUCUGUUAAGGUGAUCUGAACUGUGCUGACAAAAUUCUGUACUAACAUUUCAGACUUGCUGUAUAUUUACAUGAUAUUAAAGCAAAAUAUGUGUAUAUGUGCUUUUUAAAAUGAAAUUUCAAUAUUUUGUGUCUGAAUGUAAAACAAAAUAAAAAUAAAUACAUAAUUAAAGGAUCAAAGGCUGUACAUUGCAUAUUGUUUGUGGUAUGUAU
Messenger RNA from Megalobrama amblycephala (Wuchang bream), 1678 nucleotides. Its product is annotated as odorant receptor 131-2-like. The coding region runs from base 772 to 1434 and encodes 220 amino acids. Gene Ontology annotation, molecular function: G protein-coupled receptor activity. NCBI's taxonomy places the organism in Eukaryota, Metazoa, Chordata, Actinopteri, Cypriniformes, Xenocyprididae. Gene Ontology annotation, biological process: G protein-coupled receptor signaling pathway. The record is from RefSeq and is a predicted model, not a curated record. The transcript has a single exon. Gene Ontology annotation, cellular component: membrane.